AGAGCUGGUGCUUAUCUAGUUCCGGUAGCAGAGGAAUUACGGAGGUCCUCCGGUGAGAAUCGGCCAGCGAAGACAUGGCGCAGGGAGGUAAGAAUGUUACCCUGAGAGCAGUCAACACUCUGGUACACCCAAACUUUGAGAUACAAGCAAACCUGCCAGACACUCAUUCACGCUUCUUGAUUGAAAUGGUGCAGGAGGCAGCUGGCAUUGACCCAGGGUUCAACAGGUUUGCUGUCCACUACCACACCAGUCCCGGAGGUUACUACCUCUCAGCCAUUAAUGAUGUUUACGCCGAGAAGGAUAAAACCUACUGGUGCAUUCUGGACUUCAAUAACCGACCUGUUGAGUAUGGCAUGAGCACCUACGAGCCACGUGAUGGUGAAACGGUAACCUUCGAGCUAAGAGUUGAUGCUGGUGGACAACAUCCAGUUGAAGGACUGUCCAGCCAUACAGCCCAUCAUUGUAGGCUUCGGUCGUCUCCUUUGUCUUUUCCGUGUUGCCUGGUUUGUUGAUCGUGCCAGCGGUGACUACGACAUCGUUUUACUCAUCACCUUCUGUGACUGACAAACCAGAAUUACCCUGGGUUUAGGGUUCGCAUUGCUGGACCUCAUUAUUCGGCAGGGUAGGGAUCUCACGAUGAAGGGUGCAUGAGUCAGGAAGAGCCACCAAGACAAUGGCCCUCGGGGUACCCAAGUAACAGUUGGUCGUGUUGAUUCUUAAUCUCAUCUCACCCUCCAAGAACUCUCCCUCAUUUCCUUUCUAUUAUGUUUGUCGGCUGUUGAAAGACCCAAGGGGUUCUCAGCAAUACAAGUUCGAUCCUUGGAGAGGUCUGCGUGCAAUAUCCAUGUGCAACACGUGUAUAUUCAUCCAGUGGGACAGACAAGUUGUACGACGAGUCCGUCUCUGUAUCUAAAAAGAUCAGGAAACAUCUCUAAAUAAGAGUGUAACUACAACUCAUUCCACACCAACCGUCACAACAUUGAGGAACUCAUGUGUCACCUUUGUCACCUUUGCCCUGACAAACAAGCUCUUUUGGCGGCAAUGAUUCUGUCGAGGUCGUCACUAAGGGCAAGCUGACCUCCUUAUCUACUCUUGCGUGUCCCUCCACUUUAGGGCGCGAGCUCCCACCAGACGACAAAUGGCUGACGGUAAUCCACUCAGUGCCCUCCUUACAACCAACGCUCAUUAGCUGAAUACAGAUGUUUUCAUAAUAAAGUUCGUCAGAGCUAGUUCAAAGUAAAUGACAAAGAAAGAUAAUACAUGAUUGAAAAAUCAGUUGGUUCAUUUCGCUGUAUUCGUGAACGCGGCGCGCUCAUGUGUGCGUCUGUGUGUGUUUGUGUUGGUCUCGUGUGUGACUGUGUGUGUGUGUCGAUCAUGGUGUGGGAAUGAAAUGUAAAGUGGGUUUGGCUGUGUUCUGAGCCACUCACUCCAAGGGCUUGCCAUCUAUUGUGUCCAAACGAGACAUUCUGGUCAUUUAAUGAGGCGUGAAGCUGACAUCAAAGAAGCCGGUUACUAUUCAGACAACACCAGAGAAGAACAGCAACUACCGCCGGCGGUCGUCACCGUUCUCCUCCAUAC
This is a messenger RNA of Pomacea canaliculata, 1578 nucleotides long. RefSeq lists its product as uncharacterized. The record is from RefSeq and is a predicted model, not a curated record. The transcript is spliced from 5 exons. Lineage: Eukaryota; Metazoa; Mollusca; Gastropoda; Architaenioglossa; Ampullariidae. Bases 75 to 512 code for a protein of 145 amino acids.